This is a messenger RNA of Ananas comosus (pineapple), 2666 nucleotides long. RefSeq lists its product as uncharacterized. Bases 38 to 2302 code for a protein of 754 amino acids. The record is from RefSeq and is a predicted model, not a curated record. Lineage: Eukaryota; Viridiplantae; Streptophyta; Magnoliopsida; Poales; Bromeliaceae. The transcript has a single exon.
GGAGAUUGGGAAAGCACUAGCUCCGCUGAUUGGAUCCAUGGUAAAUGAUCAACUACUGCAAUACUGGGAGGAUACUUUUUCCACUUGGACGCCGAGAGGAAAAGGAAAAGAGUUUUUGCCACCGAAAACAUUAUUGAUCGACUCUACCAUACGGGGAGAUUGGGUAAAGUUCUCAUUGCCAUCAUCGGAGGAGGAGGAUGCGAGUUACCGGUGGAUCUCGGUGCGCUCUCCUCAAACUAAUAUUCCAGAGCCAUGGAAUUUCUUCUUCAAAGUAUGUCGCAAUCCAGUCACGUCCGGCGUUUCAUCCUUCUUUGGGCAUUUUGAGGAAACACACCAAGCUCUACCGGACGGCUUCUUCGACCAUUUCAGCAACGUUCGAGUGCUAGACCUUCUCGGCUGCGUAGUAAGUCCUAUAGAACAUUCCUCCUUCCUUCGUCUUCGCAACCUGAGAAUGCUUAGGCUGGAGCGGUGCAAAGUAACUUCUCUUGAUCCUAAUUCACAUUCGUCGGCACCAGAGGGGGGACGAGAACCAAUACUUUUUGAUAACUUAUGGGUCCUGAAUCUAUACAACUCGGAUGCCGGUGCGUUUCUUCUAGGAGGCAAAGCGUUUGAGCUCAUGCCUAACCUCCUGGAGCUCGAUCUCAAAGAAGAAACUUCUCUCCUACACCUGGUGGAUCUAAAUGAACUUCGAGAGCAUAUACACAAAUUGGAAGUCUUGAAGCUGUCAGGAAAUAUCAACACCAAAUUUUUGCUAAGGAGCCUAUCCAUGGCGAUCAGCCUCAAAGAACUUAUUCUCACUGCUUGUGAAAGGUUAGAAUAUCUAAACUUCAAUCUCCCUGCAACAAUUGAAACAAUCAGCCUACAAAGGUGCGCAUCGCUAAAAGAGGUGGAGCUAGUCGACCCUGCAGCAGCUCCUUUGCCCAACCUCAAUACCUUCCGCCUCAGCGGCUCUAAGCAGAUUGCCAAGCUCUCCCUACAAGGAUGCCGCAAGUUGGAGAACGUAGACCUGCAGGAAUUGACGGGGCUCGAGGUGCUCGAUCUUUCAUGCACCGCAAUAAAAGUGGUGGAUGUCAGCAAACUCCCACAACUGAAGCAAUUAUUUCUCCUCGGAUGCGAGCAACUCCGUAGAGUAGCCGGUCUUGAUAAAGGACCAAGACUAGAUGUGCUGUACUUGGAUAACUACAAUGGCGGCGGUGCUUGCGAUGUCGAUCGGUGCCUUGAUUCCUUUCAAAAUCAAAGACAAAGUGAGUUAGCCAAGGGUACUAAUGAUGCUGAUCAAAGAUUACUCCAUGCUCAUGUGGUCGUGAGGGAUGUUAGGCUCUUCCGGUCACUUCGUGAUGCUUUUCCUGAUUUAAGCAGAGCAAAAUCCUGCUUCCAUAUCCACGUCAAGGGUUCUUCAACUGCUAAGAGAGGCACUAAUAUUGGCACUACCACCAGAUCGAAUGCUACUGUAACAUCGGCAUUAUGUUAUAUAGAAGAUGUUUUAAACACUAUGACAGAUCGCCCCCGUCGACAUCGCCCGUCGCCACCUGCUAUGCCCCUGAAUAAUCACAUAGAGGUUGAUGGAGGUCACAAUUCCCAAAUAGUAGAGGAAGGAGCAUUUACGGAUAUAAUGGAAUUUGCUAAUUCUUUAUUCAUUCAUGACAACACAUUUAAUUUUACCAUGGGCAUUGAAUUCAAAUAUCUCAAAUGUUUCCGCAUUGAGAGAUGCCCUAAUUUGGAAUUUAUCUUCUCUUGGAUAUAUGCGGCUCGUUCUUUGGAGAGCAUAUGGCUCAGCCAACUUCCGAGGCUCAAAGCUUUACAUAAAUAUGGAAGGAUUAGGGGUGGGCAACUUAAGCAUAUUUACUUGGAGUUUUGCGCGAGGCUAGAAUAUGUACUCCCCUCACUGUCAGAGCUACACGACUUGGAAACAAUCAACAUCCGUUAUUGCGGCGAUCUAACGGCAAUUAUCAAAUGUAAUGACGAUAAUAAUAAAGAUAAAGGAGGAGCUGCUCCACAACUACUUCCGAAACUGAGGUCCAUCCAUCUACAGGAGCUUCCGAAACUACAACACAUAUACAAGCUAAACAUUUGUGCUCCAUCGCUGGAAGAGAUCAAGAUUAUGGGGUGUUUCAAUCUCGGAAAACUUUCUCUUUUCGGCCGGUCGGACGCUCGUUCAAUGAGAGCUGUGAAGAUUAGCUGCGAGAAGGAUUGGUGGGAUAAGCUACAAUGGGAUGGGUUAGAAUCCAACCACCACUCCUCUCUCUUCAACCCAAAACAUUGUCCUUACUAUAAGAAGCGUAUGAAAGCUAGAUAUUUAUGAACCACAGCUCUGCUCCAAUGUUCGUAUGCAAGGUGAACCAUCUCUCUCUCUCUCUCUCUCUCUCUCUCUCUCUCUCUCUCUCUCAAUAUUAAUUAUGCGUUUGUGUGUAUGCAUGUGUGCUCGAUCGUGUGUUUCUAUAUGUACGUAUGUUUGCUGAGGUCUUCAUAUACUUUUUAGAAAUAAGCUAGCCAUAGUGCAGCAUGUCCUUUAUUUCUUAAUUAUUAUAUGAGUGAGUUUGUCUAUGUGUGUAAAAAAUAUUUUAUACAUUUGAUUGCUUGAGACUUGAGUAAUAUAACCAAGCAAAUAUCUACGUGUGUAUUGACUCGUUGAUGACAACAAGGAUAGCAUUCAUUUAUUUUUCUUA